Messenger RNA from Ectocarpus sp. CCAP 1310/34, 890 nucleotides. The record is from the annotation of a GenBank genome assembly. Lineage: Eukaryota; Phaeophyceae; Ectocarpales; Ectocarpaceae.
GUUGUACUGGGGUUGUCGGCGGUGGGCCGUGACGGAUCUACAUGCAUGUGCCCCCUGUUUUCAAGGAGGCGUCCACCAGCCAUAUAAAAGCGGCGGAACGUCCAUGCAUAGCAGCACGUAAUAGCACUGAUUCAGAUCAGCAGUCCCAUCUGGUUAGAGUUCAGGAAGGAGCACAUUCACCGUGCUCUAGCCCACCUUAUAGAGAGGAUCCACACGACGAGAGCGGUGCCGUAAAAGGAGGGAACGACAGGGUCCAGCUGUUCCCCGCUUACUACCGCGCUUGUGCAAAACUGCAAAGAAAAGGUGGGUCUGCCCCCUACUACACGAUGGCGCAGCCGGAUCGCGAGGCGCUGGUUGCCCUAUACAACGCGACCGGUGGGGCUAAGUGGGAGAACAAGCGAAACUGGAACACUCGUGCCGCCCUCUCGCAAUGGUACGGAGUCGAAGUCGACUCCCAGGGCCGCGUGGUGACGUUGUCUCUGGCGGGCAACAACCUCCAAGGCACUAUCCCGCCGGAGCUCGGACAGCUCACGGCACUGCAGUUUUUGCACCUUUACGAGAAUCAGCUGAUCGGGCCCAUACCCAAGGAACUCGGAGCCCUGAGCGGGUUGCAAGCGCUUGAUCUCCACCUCAACCAGCUUUCAGGCCACAUCCCGCGGCAGCUAGGAGAUCUUGGCGCCCUCGAGACCCUCAACCUCAGAUACAACAAGCUAGAGGGACCGAUACCGGAAGAGCUAGGGAAGCUUACUGCGCUAGAGACGCUUGAUCUGGAAAGGAACAACCUCUCAGGUUCCAUCCCGCCGGAGCUUGGAGAGCUCGCCGCACUGCACCUCCUCAACCUCUCGCUUAACCAGCUAACCGGUGAGUUUGUCCAGCAGUUCAUGUUUUGA